Oenanthe melanoleuca is the source of this 2812-nucleotide messenger RNA. RefSeq names its product EYA transcriptional coactivator and phosphatase 4 (gene EYA4). Gene Ontology annotation, molecular function: protein tyrosine phosphatase activity. Gene Ontology annotation, cellular component: nucleus. Gene Ontology annotation, biological process: positive regulation of DNA repair; cell differentiation; multicellular organism development. Bases 333 to 2267 code for a protein of 644 amino acids. Lineage: Eukaryota; Metazoa; Chordata; Aves; Passeriformes; Muscicapidae. The transcript has 20 exons. The record is from RefSeq and is a predicted model, not a curated record.
AGGAGUGUUUGACUUCUCCCGUACCAGCCUCCUCCUCCAUCUAACCCCCCCCCGCCCCGCCGAAUUUCCCCUCCCGUUUUGCUCCGAGCUACGCUUUAUUUGUGUGUGGAGAAAGGGGUGGGGGGGACGACUUGUAGGGGGAUGUUCUGUUUUUGCCAGAGGAGCAGUGCAAAAGGGGAGCCUCGGCUCGGAGAAGGUACAAGAAUAAAUAAAUAAGGAGCGGCCCUAAAAUAAAGGUAGAGGCAUAACCCGGCAGCGAGAAGACUACUGAGCUGUAAAUUGGAAGGAAGAUAAUUUCUUCUUGUGGAGGAAAAGAAAGGUGAAUAACUUCAAUGGAAGACUCUCAGGAUCUAAGUGAACAGUCAGUGAAGAAGCCGUGUCCAGAGUCCGAUGGUUCAGAGCCACAGAAUCCCAGGUCUAUGGAAAUGCAGGAUCUAGCCAGUCCUCAUAAUCUUGUUGGAAGUAGUGAUGCACCAGGCAGUUCCAAACUGGAUAAAUCUAAUCUCAGUAGCACAUCAGUCACAACAAAUGGAACAGGAGGAGACAACAUGACUGUGUUAAAUACUGCAGACUGGCUGCUGAGUUGCAGUACUCCCUCCUCUGCAGCAAUGUCUCUUCUUGCAGUCAAAACAGAACCCAUGAACAACAGUGAAACAGCAACAACAACUGGAGAUGCCUCGCUUGACACUUUUACUGGGUCAGUAAUAACAAGUAGUGGCUACAGUCCCAGAUCAGCGCACCAGUACUCUCCACAGAUAUAUCCCUCCAAGCCCUAUCCGCACAUUCUUUCUACACCAGCAGCUCAGACAAUGUCUGCCUAUGCCGGACAAACGCAGUAUUCAGGAAUGCAGCAGCCAGCGGUGUACACAGCCUAUUCCCAGACAGGACAGCCCUACAGCUUACCCACCUACGAUUUGGGUGUAAUGUUGCCAGGCAUCAAGACGGAAAGUGGGCUCUCGCAGACCCAGUCUCCACUGCAGAGCGGGUGCCUCAGUUACAGCCCAGGGUUUUCCACCCCACAGCCAGGCCAAACACCCUACUCUUACCAGAUGCCAGGUUCUAGUUUCACACCAUCGUCCACUAUUUAUUCAAACAAUUCUGUUUCAAAUUCUACAAACUUCAGUAGCUCACAGCAGGAUUAUUCCUCAUACACAGCUUUUGGCCAAAAUCAGUAUGCACAGUAUUACUCAGCAUCAACAUAUGGUGCAUAUAUGACCUCAAACAACACUGCUGAUGGCACUUCAUCAUCAUCAACCUACCAAUUACAGGACUCUCUCCCUGGCUUGACUGGGCAACCAGGUACAGACCUACAUUCAGGGGAGUUUGACACAGUACAGAGCCCCUCCACGCCAAUCAAAGAUCUUGAUGAGAGAACAUGUAGGAGUUCUGGGUCAAAGUCUCGGGGUAGAGGGCGGAAGAAUAAUCCAUCACCCCCUCCGGACAGUGACUUGGAGCGUGUAUUUGUUUGGGAUUUGGAUGAAACAAUCAUAGUUUUUCAUUCGCUGCUUACAGGAUCGUAUGCACAGAAGUAUGGCAAGGAUCCACCGAUGGCAGUGACCCUUGGACUGCGAAUGGAAGAAAUGAUAUUUAAUCUUGCUGACACACAUUUAUUUUUUAAUGAUUUAGAGGAAUGUGAUCAAGUUCAUAUAGAUGAUGUUUCUUCUGAUGAUAAUGGACAAGACCUCAGUACCUACAGUUUUGCAACUGAUGGCUUCCAUGCAGCUGCAAGUAGUGCAAACCUUUGUCUGCCAACAGGUGUAAGAGGAGGGGUUGACUGGAUGAGGAAGCUGGCUUUCCGUUACAGAAGAGUAAAAGAGUUGUAUAAUACUUACAAGAACAACAUAGGAGGACUCCUGGGUCCCGCUAAAAGAGAUGCAUGGUUGCAAUUAAGAGCAGAGAUUGAAGCUCUGACAGACUCCUGGCUAACAAAUGCACUUAAAUCAUUAUCAAUUAUCAGCACAAGGAGUAAUUGUGUAAACGUGUUAGUAACAACAACCCAGCUCAUCCCAGCACUUGCAAAAGUUCUACUAUACAGCUUAGGAGGAGCUUUUCCUAUUGAAAAUAUAUACAGUGCAACCAAAAUAGGCAAAGAGAGCUGUUUUGAGCGUAUAGUGUCCAGAUUUGGCACUAACAUAACUUAUGUUGUGAUUGGAGAUGGCCGAGAUGAGGAACAUGCAGCUAAUCAGCACAACAUGCCUUUCUGGAGGAUAUCCAGUCACUCGGACCUCUUGGCUCUCCAUCAAGCACUGGAACUAGAGUAUUUGUAACUGUGUUCUAAAGCUGGUGAUCCUUUUAUAUAUAUAUAUAUAUAUAUAUUUCAAGUACACUGAAUUUUUAUGUGUGAUUCAAUGCCUCUGGCUUUACACAUAUGAAUUGUCUUAAGAAGGGAAGAAAUAUUUGGAAUUGAAAAUUCCAAAUUGAAGAAUUCAGAUUGCUGAAUGAAGUUAAAACAUUAGUGCUACGUAAGAAAGCUCUAUGGUCUUAUAUAUGCAACGUUUGUAAGUGAAUUAAAACUGUGGAGGUUGCUGGUACACACCAAGUGAGCCCUGACAGGAGUGAACAAAGGACUCGAACUGGCAAAGCACCAAAACUCAUUUUCCAGCCAACAAAGUGGUGUUCAACAACAUUCCUCAAAAUGGGAUAUAUUCUCAGCACUGAGGUUUGAACGAGACUUUAGCCUACCUAACCCAAAAAAUCUGAAUUGGAAUGCACUCAGACUGUAUAAUGACAAUCCUGUCUAGACCUGUAAUUUGUGUAAAUUAUUGAUGAAAAUAAUUUACUGUGACUUUAUUAGCAGCUGAUUUUGGAAGUG